UGAGAGGCGGCGGUAGUGGUGGCGGCAGCAGCAGUAGUGUCAAUAAUACAAUAGGGCUCUUGUACCGCCGCCUGGCCUGCCAAGAGGGAGACUGCAAGGACAAGGGCCCGCUUCCCCCAGAGCGCCAGAGGGAAGAGGGGUCAAGCAGGCGGCAUGUUGCUGGGCCCUAGUCAGGACGGGCAGGCCCCGGGGCAGCGCCGCGCCGACUGAAGGAGGACACCGAUGAGCGACUCCAGAUAGCAGCAGCCCCAGCAAGACCCGAGUUCCAGGCCUGGCGGAGCGUAAACCGUGGUCGCCGCCCGCCCCAGAGCCACAAGGAUGCGUCAGGAUGAAACGCCACAGGCAUCUAAGCAGCAGUGACAGUUCAGACAAUGAAAGUCCUUCUACUUCUUUCUCCUUUUGUUCUAAAUACAGAAGCAAAUCAAAAACACCAACAAAUGAACAAAAGAGGCCUGCUGAGGUGUUUCGAAAAGACCUCAUCAGUGCCAUGAAACUGCCAGACUCUCAUCAUAUUAACACAGAUGAAUAUUACUUGUUUGCAGAUUCAUGGAAACAAGAAUGGGAAAAGGGUGUGCAAGUCCCUGCAAGCCCAGAAAUGAUCCCCCAACCUUCUCUCAGAAUUGUAGCAGAAAAAGUAAAGCAAGUACUUUAUACACGACCCAGAAAGUACAUCCGUUGUUCAAGCCAAGAGUCUGCUGAACCUGGCUACAUCAACAUUUUAGAAUUGGCAGAAUCAAUGUGUCGAUAUGACUUGGAUGACAUGGACAUCAUCUGGCUUCAGGAAGUAAAUGAGGAACUUGCUGAAAUGGGAUAUGGGCAACUUGAUGAAAAUACCAUGGAGAAAAUGGUAGAAGUCCUGGAACGUCACUGUCAUGAGAAUAUGAACCAUGCCAUUGAAACAGAAGAAGGGCUUGGUAUAGAAUAUGAUGAAGAUGUAAUCUGUGAUGUAUGCCGAUCUCCUGAUAGUGAAGAUGGAAAUGAUAUGGUGUUUUGUGAUAAAUGUAACAUCUGUGUGCAUCAGGCUUGCUAUGGCAUCCUAAAGGUUCCUGAGGGGAGUUGGCUUUGCCGUACUUGUGUUUUAGGUAUACAUCCUCAGUGUCUCUUGUGUCCAAAGAGGGGUGGAGCUAUGAAAGCCACAAGAACGGGUACUAAGUGGGCACAUGUGAGUUGUGCUCUCUGGAUUCCAGAGGUAAGCAUUGCUUGUCCAGAAAGGAUGGAACCGAUUACAAAAGUGUCUCACAUCCCCCCAAGUAGAUGGGCUUUAGUUUGCAGUUUAUGCAAAGUGAAAACUGGUGCUUGUAUCCAAUGCUCUGUGAAGAGCUGUAUCACUGCCUUUCAUGUCACAUGUGCCUUUGAGCAUAGCUUAGAAAUGAAAACAAUCCUGGAUGAUGGUGAUGAAGUCAAGUUCAAGUCAUAUUGUCUAAAGCAUAGCAAAACCAAGCAAAAUUUGAUGUCUGAUACAGAGAACCUCAAGAACACAGUAGACCAGAAACAAUCCGAGAGGGAGAAAACCAGUUUGCGUGCCCAGAAACUUCAGGAACUGGAGGAAGAGUUCUACUCACUUGUGAGAAUAGAUGAUGUUGCAGCAGAACUGGGGCUUCCUAAGCUCACUGUGGACUUGACUUUUAAUUACUGGAAAUUAAAAAGGAAGAGUAACUUUAAUAAACCAUUAUUUCCUCCCAAGGAGGAUGAAGAAAAUGGCUUGGUUCAGCCAAAAGAAGAUAGCAUUCAUACUCGAAUGAGAAUGUUUAUGCAUUUAAGACAGGAUUUAGAGAGGGUAAGGAAUCUUUGCUACAUGGUAAGCAGAAGAGAAAAAAUAAAACUUUCUCAUAGCAAAGCACAUGAACAGGUCUUCAAUUUACAAGUCCAACUUAUUAAUCAGGAAAUUGCUGCAGGUCAUUCCUUAACAAGUGCACUAGACAAUACAUUGUUCUACCCUCCUCCUCGAAUCACUUUAAAAUUAAAAAUGCCAAAAUCAUUGGGCGAUUGCAAAAGCAACUUAAAAACUGGUACCAAAACAUUUUCUCCUGAUAACAAUGUCAUGAUUUAUAAUAAAAAAGGUAUUUCACUAUCCAAGGAAACGUUUAUUUCAAAUAUGAAGUCCUUCUCAAGAUUUCAGCAUGAAAACAGAAGCAAUGGCUUACUGGAAGGCAUUACAAAAGCUAGAAUUGUAACAAAGGAUUCUGGGUCUGAGAACUUAUCUGAACUUUUCCAUCCUGGGCAAUCAUCUGGCAAACCACUGGCACUUCAAGCUACAUUGCAUGGACAGUCUUCUGUUGGGAAUGGGAGAAUUCAACACAAUUCUAAAUUAGAAAAAUCUAAUGGCUUAAUGAGCAGAGUUAGAGAUAUCACUCAGCGAGACAGCUCCAGCCAAACAACAUACGAACAACAGUCUUUACUCUCAGCCCACCAGGCUAGCCAGAGUACCUUCAGAAAAUCCACCAUGGAACACUUUAGCAGGUCGUUCAAAGAAGCAACCAACAGUUUGGUGAGGACUACCGAAGAUCUCAGGUGUGAAAAACCAUCAAGAAGAUUUUCAGUAAGAGAGCGUCCGUGGGGCAAGCAGACUUUUGAAUAUCAAAUGGGGAGUGCCCCCUAUCAAGAAAAUGAUGGGUAUUGCCCUGAUCUGGAACUCAGUGAUUCUGAAGCAGAGAGUGAAGAGAAUAAAGGGCAGAUCAGACUGAGGAAAAGCAGCUCAGGCCGAGAAAGCCCAAAUAAAGACUUCAGUAGAGAUUGUCAAAAUAGAAAAAAAAGAAACUUAAUUUCUCAUAGUUCAGUGCAAAGGUGAUAGAAAUCCCUGAAAAUGAAAAUAGCUCAACUUUGUGGGUAUCUGAGUAAUGAUUAUAAACCUUGAGAAAUCUCCAAGUUAGAGUGCAGGGUCCACAAGCAAUUGACAAUAUUUCUCCAAACUACAAUGGUUUGCUCUUUUGAGGAGAUUGCUCCCUCCCCUCCCCCAACUAUUUUUUUUUUGGGGGGGGGGACACUCAAAAAGCUCUUUCAUCAUCCUUUGACAAUCUACAGUGACUAGAUAAUUCUUGUUGCAGCUGCAAUAGAUUCUCAUUUCAUGAAAACACUUCAAGCUCAGCUUUUCCAAGAAUUGUCACAUUUGAAAUAAUGUCUGCUGAAGUGUUUUCCUGAAUUGAGUCAUGUGACUACUAGAAAAAAAAUCAUGUUCUCAGUCAAUAUUAGAACAAAUUAUAUGAGCCUCUCCCUAGAAGUAGGACCGAUUUUAACUUAGUGGGGCUUACUUUCAAAUAAACAUUAUAUAUCAUCAGAAUAUAUCAUAUAUCCUCCUAAUCUAUUGAGGAAAGUUUAUAAACUCCACAGUUAAUGCUGCCAAACACACACUGACCUCUAGAUUUUUCCCAAUAGUAAAUGUCUAAAAUUUGUGUUCCUUUUCACUAUUAUAAAUUGCUGUAUUCUGUAAAUACCUUUUAACUUCUAGUAUUUUUAAAUUGUUUUUAAUCCCUUUGUACAUAGUAACUUGUUGUGCAUUGCACCUGUAAAAUAGGUUAUGCAGCCAGCCAAUAAAAAUGGCUGGUGUGUGGAUAAUGUUUAACACUAGAAGAACUUAAUUUCUUUAACAUAUUCAGGCAAUCACCGGUGAUGCCAAAUUUUCCCAUAUAUUCUUAAAACUUGAUUCCCUUCCCAACAUGUUAGUAUUUUUUGUAAGCUAACAAAUAUGUUCAGAUUUCUGAGCCAAAAUGUUUAAAAUCAGUUUAUGCAAACGUCUCUGUACAUUGAAUUCUAGGUUUAAAUAAUCAAAAAUCAUAAAGUAUUUUUGAUUCCCAAA
This is a messenger RNA of Thamnophis sirtalis, 3793 nucleotides long. It is a transcript of the gene JADE3, whose product is annotated as jade family PHD finger 3. Lineage: Eukaryota; Metazoa; Chordata; Lepidosauria; Squamata; Natricidae. The record is from RefSeq and is a predicted model, not a curated record. Gene Ontology annotation, biological process: regulation of transcription by RNA polymerase II. Gene Ontology annotation, cellular component: histone acetyltransferase complex.